Molecule: messenger RNA, 679 nt
Organism: Dissoconium aciculare CBS 342.82
Lineage: Eukaryota; Fungi; Ascomycota; Dothideomycetes; Mycosphaerellales; Dissoconiaceae
Exons: 1
Coding region: 61-516 (151 amino acids)
Source: RefSeq, a predicted model, not a curated record
CCAAGUGAUUCGGUUGUUGCAGGUGUAUACUGUAGUGGCGACCGUGGUCAUCGGCAGCUAAUGAUUCGGGUGGUCUUACAUAUAAGUACUGCAUACUUACACGUUUCCCGAUGCGUCAAUUCUCACGAUGGAUUGACUUUGGCCCCCAAACCCCUCCCACCUUCCGAGUGUUGGUGGCGUUGCGACAACAUCUGCACAAUCGAUUGGUACGGUCAUCACAACCUUGCCUCUUACGUGAUAGCCCUGGAGCCGUUCAAAUCAUCAACAGAGACUUCCAAGGUUGUAAGUGACCUUGAAAUGUUGGUGGCUGCGCUUCGGGUCACGGCGGCUUCCUUCCAGCCAACCUUAUCGUACUUACUGUACUUCAACGUCGCGAGAGACACGGCGUGCGAAAAAUGGGCCACCCGCAACGAGCAAUUAGCCUUUGCGCGGACCACUCUGUCUUACCAACAAUCGACAAGACCUGGUACAAUGGACUUAUUCCUAGGCACUCAAGGCACUCCAGGCCACACUUGACCAAUCCGCGGCAUCGAAUACCCAAGGAUAACCAACACAACAUGCCGCUUGUCGCUGGACCGAAAAGCGACCAGACUGACUGCAGCACUACAGCACAUACCAAAGAUGACUAGACUUUAUUCGAACAUUUUGUCUACCUAGGUACUCUCUGGAUAAAUCCGGC